GUACGCCGGCAGACAUUUCACGAUCAGUGUUUUCAUGUUAAUAAAUGGUGUGGAUUAAAAACUGUGACAGGCCGGAGUGUUGUUAGCUUGUUAGCUUAGCUAACCGCUAACAGGGGCGGAGGCUGUUUCAAACUGUUGGACUCUGAGCUACUAUGCAGCAUGACCCCACCAGGACCUCGUCAGUGUUUCUCCUCUGUGAAAGAAGACCCUCCCUGACAUCCACCUGCAGCACCUCGCCUCAAAACUUUGCUGAAAUGCUGCCGACAGAAAUCAGCAUGAAGAUCUUCGGCGAGCUGGACGCAGAGAGUCUGUGCAGCGCCUCGUUGACCUGCAAGCUGUGGCAUCACCUCAUCGAAGAGAGCAGCCAGCUGUGGAGGAGGCAGUGUCUGCUGGUCAGAGCCGUCUGCCAGAGGGAGGUCGACAGCGACCGGAGGGACGGCCUCUCCUGGAAGGUCACGCUGGUGAGGAACUACACUCGCUGCUGUUUGAAGCGAGACUGGCUGAGAGGACGUUACAGCCACGUGAGGUCAGCCGAGGAGCUGAAUGGCAGGAAGAUGACGCCGCUGGAUGCCGAGACCUGGGGAGAGAUCCUGCAGGCCGAGCUGGACAGAUGACGGACGCCAGCAUGUGCUGCCACAUUUAGUAUUUUAUCUAAAGCACCUCGAGCACUUCUGUCUGAUUUUUAAUAUAUAUUUUAUACCUUUUGUGUUUUAUGUGAAAACACACAUACAAUUGUACAUAAAUUUUUUUUUAAACUUUUUUAAGAAAAAAAGGAUCAUGGAGAAAUGAAACAAAUGAAAUAUUAAUAUAAUUGGCUGAAAUUAACUGUUGCAGUUAAGCUGUUUCUUUGUAAAUUUCUUUGUAAAUACGGCUAAGAUGCAAUAAACCUCGUCAUUAUGAAGCA
Molecule: messenger RNA, 904 nt
Organism: Micropterus salmoides (largemouth bass)
Lineage: Eukaryota; Metazoa; Chordata; Actinopteri; Centrarchiformes; Centrarchidae
Product: F-box only protein 48
Exons: 3
Coding region: 153-614 (153 amino acids)
Biological process (GO): SCF-dependent proteasomal ubiquitin-dependent protein catabolic process
Cellular component (GO): SCF ubiquitin ligase complex
Molecular function (GO): protein binding
Source: RefSeq, a predicted model, not a curated record